AUGUCUAAAACAAUUCCAGCCGAUCAUGUACGACUUCUUCGACAAUUUGUUACCUUAUGUGAUGCUCAACCUGAGAUGCUUCUCGCACCUGAACUUGAAUUCUUUCGGGAAUGGCUUGUUAAAUUAGGAGCAAUAAUUCCGCCUGAUUUAAGUCAUCAUACUUCAGAAUCAAAAACAGAAGAAAAGGAAACAACUGAUGCUCAUCAUGAAAGUACUUCAUCAUCGAAAGUUCAUGAAGAACCACCAAAAGUUGAAAGUGAUCCAGAGAGUGAAUUGGAAUUGGAUGCAACUGGUGUCAUUGAAGGCGAUCAUGAGCCACCACAAUCAAUGGGUGAUCCUGAUAUUGAGGUUACAGAUGCUAUGUUAGAACAAGCCGAUGCCAAACGAGGUGAAGCUCAGGCAAAACUUUCUGAAGGUGCAAUUGAAGAAGCUAUUACUUUGUUUACACAAGCUAUUGAAAACAAUCCACAAUCGGCUAUUCUCCAUGCAAAACGUGCUCAAUGUUAUAUUAAGCUUCAAAAGCCGAAUGCAGCUAUACGUGAUUGUGAUCGUGCUUUAGAGUUAAAUGAAAAUUCGCAACAAGCACUCAAAUGGAGAGGCAAAGCUCAUCGUAUGUUGGGCAAUUGGGAAGGAGCUUAUAAAGAUUUUUGUAAAGCACAAUUGUCUGAUUUUGAUGAAGAUGUUCAAACAUGGUGCAAAGAAGUUGAAGCAAAUGCUAAGAAGCUUGCUGAACAUAAACGUAAACAUGAACGUCAUCGAGAAACAAAAGAAGCCGAUGCUAAACGAGAACGUAUUCGUCAAGCUCAAGAAGCUUAUGCUAAAGCACAACAAGAAGAAAAUGAACGACGAACACGAGAACAACAAUCACGCUCUGCAGGAGGUCAACAAUUUCCAGGAUUUCCAGGAGGUAUGGGCGGAAUGGGAGGUAUGGGUGGAAUGGGAGGUAUGGGCGGAAUGGGAGGCAUGGGCGGAAUGGGUGCUGGAGCUGAUUUAGGAGGUUUAGGAGCCGUUAUGAAUGAUCCAGAAAUAUUAGAAGCAUUACAAGAUCCAGAUGUACAACGGGCCUUCUCGGAAGUUAGUGCUGAUCCUUCAAAAUUAGCUGCUCAUCAAAGCAAUCCCAAGGUACGUAAAGUCAUGGAGAAACUGGCUAGCAAGUUUGGCGGCGCCGGUGGACCCAUGGGUGGUGGUUUCCCCAAUUUUCCAGGUGGAAUGGGUGGCGGAGCUGAUACCAACGAUCUUGAUUGA
Molecule: messenger RNA, 1245 nt
Organism: Rotaria sp. Silwood1
Lineage: Eukaryota; Metazoa; Rotifera; Eurotatoria; Philodinida; Philodinidae
Source: the annotation of a GenBank genome assembly